This is a messenger RNA of Saimiri boliviensis boliviensis (Bolivian squirrel monkey), 751 nucleotides long. The record is from RefSeq and is a predicted model, not a curated record. NCBI's taxonomy places the organism in Eukaryota, Metazoa, Chordata, Mammalia, Primates, Cebidae.
ACAAAGAACAUAAUGAUGUCCCUUGCAGCAACAUGGAUGCAGCUGGAGACUAUUAUCCUAAGAAAACCAACACAGAAUCAGAAAACCACAUGUUCUUGCUUUUAAGUGGGUUAAACCUUGGGUACACAUGGACCUAAAGAUGGGAACUAUAGACACUGGAGGCUGUGAUAAAAGGAAGGGAGUGGGGCAAGGGUUUGUUUUCGACAUGAAGGCGGAAGUCCAUAAGCUGGAACUGAUGUUCCAGAAAGCUGAGUCUGAUCUGGAUUACAUUCAGUACCGGCUGGAAUAUGAAAUCAAGACUAAUCAUCCUGAUUCUGCUGGCAAGAAAAAUCCAGUUACACUUUUAAAGGAAUUGUCAGCGAUAAAGUCUCCAUAUCAAAGUUUAUGUGCACGCUUUAAACCAGUUGCUGUUGAGCCGAAAGAGUCUAAGAGCCGCAUUUGUGCUGCUGUGAAUAAGACUAUGAAUGUGACACAAAACCUUCAAAAGCAAACAGACCUGGAGCUGUCACCAUUGACUGAAGAAGAGAAAACUGCGCAGAGCAAUUAAAAUCUCACAUGCCAGAUUUAUGAAGAAAUGGACUUGGAAAGGAAACUCUGAAAGAGAAGAGCUCAAUUCCAGAUAAAUUUAGGAAUAUGUCUUAUUAACACUUGAUGCCUAGAGGUUGGGGGCUGGUGAAGAAGGUUUGGCAUCAAUGACUGGAUAAUGAUGCCUUUCAUGAGACAAACUGUAAGAAGGAGGACAGAUAAUAUA